Alternaria postmessia is the source of this 894-nucleotide messenger RNA. RefSeq lists its product as uncharacterized. NCBI's taxonomy places the organism in Eukaryota, Fungi, Ascomycota, Dothideomycetes, Pleosporales, Pleosporaceae. Gene Ontology annotation, molecular function: voltage-gated monoatomic anion channel activity. Gene Ontology annotation, cellular component: mitochondrial outer membrane. Gene Ontology annotation, biological process: monoatomic anion transmembrane transport. The coding region runs from base 1 to 894 and encodes 297 amino acids. The transcript is spliced from 6 exons. The record is from RefSeq and is a predicted model, not a curated record.
AUGACUGAAUACGUCAAGGUCGAGAAGAUCAUCCCCAAGUUCCCGCCGCCGGCGUUCAGCGACAUCGCCAAGGCCUCGAACGACCUUAUCAACAAGGACUUCUACCACACUGCCGCAGCUGCCCUUGAGGUCAAGCUCAAGGCCCCUAACGGUGUCAACUUCACCGCCAAGGGAACCUCUGCCCACGAUGGGCCCGUCACCUCUUCUCUUGAGGGCAAGAAGUCGCUUUCCAACGGCAUCAGCAUCACCCAGUCAUGGAAUACUGCCAACAUGCUGGCGACCAAGGUCGAGCUCAACGACACCUUCGCCAGCGGCUUGAAGACCGAGGUUCUCUCCAACUUCAGCCCCGCUGCCGGCAACAAGGGCCAGAAGGUCAACCUUCACUUCAAGCAGCCCGCUUUCCACGGCCGUGCUUUCGUCGACUACUCGGCCGCCGGCGCAAUUGGCACCACUGCCGAUGCUGUUGUUAGCCACGAGGGCAUGGUCGUCGGUGGUGAGGUCGGUUACGAUGUGCAGAAGGCUGCCAUCACCAAGUACUCCGCCGCUGUCGGAUACACCACCCCUCUCUACAACGCUGCCGUCACUGCCACCAACUCCCUGAGCGUCUUCACCGCCUCUUACUACCAGCGCGUCAAUCCCGCUGUUGAGGCCGGUGCUCGCGCUGUCUGGGACUCAAAGUCUGGCAACAACGUUGGCCUCGAGCUCGCUGCCAAGUACAAGCUUGACCCUGCGUCUUUCGCUAAGGCCAAGAUCAACAACCUUGGAAUUGCUUCCCUCGCCUACAACACCAAGGUCAACAGCGGUUUGACCUUCGGUAUUGGUGGCUCUUUCGAUACCCAGAAGCUGAACGAGGCCGGCCACAAGCUCGGCACCAGCUUCACCUUCGAGGGUUAA